UGAUGUGCAGUUGGAGUUGGACUACUGUCAUUUGUGUUUUGUUGUUUUCCCAUAGUUGUAUAGGAGGAGCGCCGACAGCAAACGUUACCGUUGAAGGAAAUGCUACACUGUCAUGGUCACUACCCAGACCUACAACCAGCGAGUACACCGUUUGGAACACACGCGCAGGGAAAGCCAUAUUCCAUAUAACCAACUACAAUAAUGUCACUGACGUGAACUCAGAAUCUAGGAUCACAUUUACAGGGAACAUAUCAUCUUCUGGAACAGGAUUGUUCAGAUUUAUCAUCAGAGAUGUCAAGUUUCAUGACGAAGGCUGGUAUGAGUGUUAUUCGCGGUCCCCGGGUAGCAGAGGAUUCACAAUUGCUAAUUGUGGACAGACACUUAUCGUGAUGGCUGCGUCAAAUGUUUAUAUUCGUUUUGGAGAAACAGCAACUCUGGCUUGGAAUUUGCAUGGAUCUGGAAACAAAGACUUUUUUAUCAGAAACGAUUUUUGGAAGGAGACAGUGUUUCACAUAACGAACUAUAACGAAUUCAACAUUGCAAAUGAGAAAUUAAAAUCAAGACUGGAAUUCACGGGAAAUAUAACAUCCUCAGGAACUGGUCUGUUCAGCUUCGUGAUCAGUAGCGCUGACGACCAUGACUUUGGCCAGUUCAGCUGCUACCUUGGUUCACCACAACGUCCAGGAACAAAGAUUCCCUGUGGGCAACAGCUAGUAGUGAUACGAGUUCAAGAACCUUUUAUCGAGGGCCCGGAAAAGGUAUCCUUUGACGGUUCUGUUAAUCUGACAUGCAACUCCUUUCUGAAAAGUUACCCCAGUUGGAACCUGUCCAUGAACUUUGUCUGGAGGAGGAACGGAACGAGUGUAGAGAAUGGAGGAAGGCAUCAGUUGGCGUCUGGUAGCAGGAGAUGGAGAGGCGGGCGAUACAUGAACAGCACUCUGACUAUCGGUGGCGUGACAAGGAAGGACAGAGCAGCCAGAUACUCUUGUCAGACAGUGGUUGGGGACAAUAUACUCACAGACCACAGUGUGGACUAUGUCCUUAGCGUAGAAUAUGUGCCUAAGUCUCCUCAGAACCUGGAAGUGCACGAGGGAGACACUGUGUUGCUUUCCAUGAGGACACCCCGACAUCAGUCAAGAAUAUACCUGAAAGACCCUAAUGAUAGAAACGUGUUUGAAAUGGACUCUGCUGAAGUCUACAUAUGGGAAACCUACUGGACCAGGAUCAAGAUCCUGAAAGUCAUCACAUCAUCGGAUGAAGUCGCUGUACAGUUCCAACUCUCUGACGUCACAUCAGCUGAUGCUGGGAGGUACCACUGUAGCCUGGAGAAGGGCGGACAUGCAGGCUGUGACUGGGAACACGUGGUGGUCGUUUUCAAUAACUCUGUGACUGGGUCGGCUUCACCAUCUGUCGCAACAUCUACUACAGGUAAAGUAAAUGCAUAUGAUUCGUAA
Molecule: messenger RNA, 1454 nt
Organism: Haliotis rufescens (red abalone)
Lineage: Eukaryota; Metazoa; Mollusca; Gastropoda; Lepetellida; Haliotidae
Exons: 6
Coding region: 3-1454 (483 amino acids)
Source: RefSeq, a predicted model, not a curated record